AUGACGACAGUCGAGACCCAGAAGGUUUUGGCGGGGCUCAUCGGCUCCCUCGCCUCAUCGAUGGUGUCUCUGCGUCAUCUUCACAGCUUCAAAGUGGGUGAUUCAAGAAUCGAAGUUCCCUUGAAUGGUUCCUCUCCACAGCCAAGCGAUAAGAGGGUCGUCUUAAACUUAUUGAAUGCAAUUUACCAAACUCAGUUCCUUGUGCUCUGGGACAAGGAGGGACACGCCGCCGAGUUCAUGAAUAAGGUGAGCAAAUACAGGCUCUUUAGCAGUCAGCAGGAAUGGCUUAUCAUUCUUCCGAGAAAUGUCACGCUGGAACACGUCACGCGGCAGCUGUCACAAGCCCGCAUCUACGUUAACAGCGAGGUAAUCGUGUGCAGCUAUAGAGAGAAAAGCAACGAAUCCUUCGAUUUAAGGGAAAUAUGGAAAGUCGGAAAGGGAGCGCCCUUCCAGAUCAGGCCCAUUGGCAGCUGGUCUUGGGAAACAGGACUGCAGUACCUUCCAAUCUUGGAGAAAUACGAGAGACGAAAGGACCUUCAAGGCUUCCAUCUGAGAGUUGCUACCAUCAUUACGAUGCCCUACGAAAGCAUCACCCAGAACGAGACUCGCCAGAACUUCCGGGAAGGAUACGUCGUGGACGUGUGGCACACCUUACAAGAGCAAUUGAAUUUUACAUACACGGCGACGGACACCCUGUUCGGGUCGUUGCAAUCCGACGGCGUGACGUGGAACGGGAUGGUCGGGAUGCUGCAGACAGACGAUGCUGACGUGGCAGUGGCGCCUUUGUCCAUCACCCAAAUCAGAGCUGUGUCCAUCGAUUUCACCAUUCCUAUACAGAUCGUGAGCACCCGGAUUUACCUACGACGUCCAGUCCUGGAAAGUACCUGGACCCUCUACUCCCAGCCAUUCAGCAGGAACCUCUGGCUGUGUGUGCCCAGCACACUGCUGGCUUGCGCUGCCACCCUCUGGAUUCUGUGUAAAAUCUCCUACAUGGUAGGAUGCGACGACUAUAAGGUCUCCUUCGGUGACACCGUAUGGAGUAUGUUCAGCGCCCACGUCCAACAAGCCGGCGACAUGGAACCCGAUCCGGUGUCUGGAAAGAUCGUCUACUUCGCCGGUUACUGGACAGGAAUGAUCCUCCUCACCUGCUACUCCGCCAUUCUGGUGUCCAUCCUGACCACUCGUCAGCCCCAGCUCCCCUUCAGCGACUUCACAGGGCUGCUUAAGAGGCCCGACUGGAAUCUCGGCGUCCGAACCAAUACUGCGCUCUCAGACUCUCUCGCAUUAGCUCCAAAAAAUUCUCCUGAGAGAUUAUCCUGGGAAAAAGUGGUGGGUAAGGACCCCAUCAGAAACCUGCCAUACAACAAUAUGGAUGCCUUGGACUAUGUACUGAAAGGUAAAUAUGCCUUUUUUGCCAACAAAGAAUACAUCAUUUACUUACUCCAGAAUGUUCUUCCUGUUGAGAAAUCCAUGGAAAUCGUGGAUACGAAAAAAGACUUCUUACAGAGGGGCAUUGGUUUUGGACUUCAGAAGGGCUCUCCAUACACAAAGCUUUUCAACCAUGUCCUAACUAAAAUGACCCAAAAGGGUCAUCUCAAUCGUCUGAAGAGAAAGUGGUGGCCUAACAUAGCCAGUGACCCUGAAGAACCAUAUCCUAUCCCAGGUUUUAAUGAGGUGUUUACGUUGUUCAUCAUCUGGGGAAGUGGCAUGAUUCUUUCAAUGGUGUGCUAUUUAGGAGAAAGUUUCUUUGGGAGAGGAAACAAAAUGAGUUCUGAUUUGGUCGAGGAUAUAUGGUCUUCAAACGUAAAGUAAUCAAGAGGUCAGUUGUCCGCAAUUCACAUAAAUCACGUAUAUUAUUACCUCAGUUUUUUACUUUUUCUUGAGGGAGGUAAGGAGGGUCAGGGAUAUCUACUGAAACUACUUAAGAAGGUAGUGAUGCUUAUUUUCGCAUGGUAUGGUUAAUGAAGAAGCCUUCAGUUUUACUGCCUGAAUUUUUUAAAGAUAUGUGCAUGAACUCACGGCGAGUAAUGUGACUCCUUGUUUGAACACUUCCACUUGAAGCUUGCAUAAUUUUGACAGACGUGUAUAAUACAUCAGAUUAUAAUAGAACAGCCAUCAAAAUGACAGUAAUAGUGAAGAUCAAGAUGAAAAAUCUGACCAUAGAGUCAAGUGAUUUUGUCUGUUACAAACUAACAAAUAUGGAUUAACAGUGCAUUUCAUACAAAAAUGAGAUGUUUAUGAAUAUAUGUUAGCAUCACAAUAGAAAAGCAUUCUAGGCACCGAGGCUUUCAGAUAGAACAUGACCAUGCAACAUAAAAAUUAAGAUAUACUAUUGCAUCACUAUGUUACUUAAGAGGGUUUUUGGUUUUAAUCCUCAAUAGAAUGCAACAGAUUACUCUUCAGUACUGGAAUUCUGCAAAGAACAAACCUGAAUUUGUUUUAUUUAUUCUUCAUAACAAAUCAACACUUUCAUUUUGUAAAGUAAAAUAAGAUAUUCUUCUAUUAAAGGCAGUUUUGGUGCAGUAAAGACAAAGAAAACUAAGUAAAUAAAAUACUUACACCAUUACUCAUGAACCCAAGGAAAAUCUGCUUUUCCUGAUAAAGUAUGGAAAUCAAAUUCACUUAUUCACUUCUAAAUCCUGUAAACUAUAUAACAUUACCAUAACAUUAAGGUCAACUUUUGAUGAACCCUCCAGCAGUUCGUUGCACAAUUAUAACCAUCAUAGGUGGACUCCUGACUUGUGAUGGAUCUUCACCUUUCCCAAGUUGGAAUCAUCAGACUGCAGUCAAAACACUUCUCCUCAGGCUGCUGACAAAUAAGUUAGACAUAAUGCGUAUGAAAUA
Macrobrachium nipponense is the source of this 2844-nucleotide messenger RNA. RefSeq names its product glutamate receptor ionotropic, kainate glr-3-like. NCBI's taxonomy places the organism in Eukaryota, Metazoa, Arthropoda, Malacostraca, Decapoda, Palaemonidae. Gene Ontology annotation, cellular component: plasma membrane. Gene Ontology annotation, molecular function: signaling receptor activity; ligand-gated monoatomic ion channel activity. The transcript has 14 exons. The record is from RefSeq and is a predicted model, not a curated record. Bases 1 to 1812 code for a protein of 603 amino acids.